Molecule: messenger RNA, 1218 nt
Organism: Macadamia integrifolia
Lineage: Eukaryota; Viridiplantae; Streptophyta; Magnoliopsida; Proteales; Proteaceae
Product: probable acetyltransferase NATA1-like
Exons: 1
Coding region: 89-784 (231 amino acids)
Molecular function (GO): N-acetyltransferase activity
Source: RefSeq, a predicted model, not a curated record
GGGGAGUUGUGUGACAAGCGAACGGUGAGAACGAUUCCUCCGAGUCAGAAGGUCCUGCAGCGGCAGCGCAACCCUCACACACAGAGCAAUGGCGGCCCCAGCUCCACCACUUCCCCCACAGCCAACACCUGAUCCACCUAUGACAUUACCUGAGAGCCCCAUCGGAAACCCCAUAUUCGUCAGGACUCGCCUUGCCAACAAAGACGACGUCCCACAUAUCCACAAGCUCAUCCACCAAAUGGCAGUGUUCGAGCGUUUGACCGACCAGUGCUCCUCCACCGAGGCCUCCCUUUCCUCUACCCUCUUCAAUUCCACACCUUUCCAAUCCUUCACCGUCUUAGUCCUCGAAGUCUCCAGUCGCCCCUUCUCAGAGGACCACCAUUACAGGAACCCUCUCUACCCUCCUGUCGUACGCAUCAUCAAUCUUGACCUUCCGAUCGAUGAUCCAGAGGCUGAAACGUUCCGAUCGAGCGAGGGUGUUGUGGUGGCUGGGUUUGUUCUCUUCUUUCCCAACUACUCGACCUUCUUGGCCAAGCCUGGGUUCUACAUCGAGGAUCUCUUUGUGAGGGAGUGUUACAGAAGGAAAGGCCUGGGGAAGAUGCUUUUGUCGGCGGUGGCGAAGCAAGCGUUGAAGAUGGACUACGGAAGGGUCGAGUGGUGCGUGCUCGAUUGGAAUAUUAACGCUAUUAAGUUCUAUGAGGAGAUGGGCGCCAACGUAAUGCAGGAAUGGCGGAUUUGCAGGUUAACUGGUGAGGCUCUCCAGGCUUAUCGAAAUUUGGAAUAGGGUUAGGGUUAGGGUUAGGGUUAGGGCUUUUCAUCUCCAUCCUGGAAGAAAGAGGGUUUGUGGCCUGGGGGGUUUAGAUGAUAAAUAAAUGAAGUUCUAGGGGUUCAGUUGUUAUACUCAUUAGUUUCAGAACUCAUAUUUUGCGCGUUUGAGGGAAAUUUAGAAGAGUAUUGAGGGCCAUUUUGUGAAUGUGGUCCAAUUGAGAUAUGAAAUGGAAAAAAACAGGGGGCAAGAGGUCUGGAGUUAAUUAGGAGGGAUGAGGGGUGUUAUUGUUAUUGUGGCUUAUGAGAUGUUUUCACUUCUUUUGUGAGGACCUGAUCCCAGAAGGUUCAAUUUGUUCCCAUCCACUCUUCUUUGUUUUUACUUUUUGGGGUCCUAUUCUUCUCUGUUUGAGCUUUUUACCAGUUGAAGAGAAUCUGCUUAUUUUAAACGGA